Molecule: messenger RNA, 1184 nt
Organism: Musa acuminata AAA Group (dessert banana)
Lineage: Eukaryota; Viridiplantae; Streptophyta; Magnoliopsida; Zingiberales; Musaceae
Product: translocase of chloroplast 34, chloroplastic-like
Exons: 6
Coding region: 168-521 (117 amino acids)
Molecular function (GO): GTP binding
Source: RefSeq, a predicted model, not a curated record
UGACGUUAUCUUUCCUACUUCGGUCUCGUGGUCGCUCUCCGGCCAGGAGCAGCGGAAAAACCCCAGCAGGCCCUGCUUCUGAACUCCUCGAAGACCCUCGGAGCACUUCGAACACCUCUUCCAAUUCGAUCUCCUGUGUUGAGACGAGAUGGCGGCGAAGAUAGAUCAUGAAUGGACUGGAAUUCGGCAGUUCCCCUUUGGCUGGAGUUGGGAAGUCAUCUACUGUGAACUCCAUUUUAGGGGAGAAGGUGGCCACUGUUAGUGCUUUUCAGUCUGAGGGAUUGAGGCCUGCGAUGUGCUCUCGUACUCGGGCAGGUUUCACCCUGAAUAUCAUAGACACUCCAGGGUUUGCGGAAGAUGGAUAUGUAAAUGAGCAGUCUCUUGAAAUUUUAAAAAGGUUUCUUUUGAACAAGACUAUAGAUAUUCUUCUAUAUGUGGACUGGUUGGAUGCAUAUAGGGUGGAUAGUUUGGAUAGACUGGUCAUCAGAGCCAUAACUGACACAUUUGGCAAAAGAAUAUGACACAGAUCUUUGGUUGUUUGAACUCAUGCAUAGCUGUCUCCACCAGAUGGAAUGAAAUAUGAUGAUUUCUUUGCUAAACGAGCAGGAGCACUUCUCACAUGCAUUCACUUGUGUGCUUGGAUUAAGAAGCAGGAGUUUCAGUUGAUCGACGGCCGAAACCAGAACGAUAGGGGAAAGUUCUUCAUAUCUCUUAUCCUAGCAUUUGAGGACAGUUCUGUGGAAUAAAUUAUUUAAACUUGAUGGAUGAAAUUUCCUCUAUAAAGUAGAAACUCAUGUAUUUGUGUUCCAUGUUUCAGUACUUCGUCGUGGUUAAAGGUAUUCAACCUUCUAUAAAGGCGGACAUUAAGAAGGAAGCUAAGCCACUAUGGGAGCUUCGCGACAUGGGCUUAGAAAAUCGUAAACUUUUUCUUCUUCAACACGAUGCUUGUUUUUGUUUUUGUUACAGCAAUGUAUUCCUGAUGAUCUCUCUAAUGUAUCAUAAGGGUGCUUAAUUGUAAAUAGUUGAUUAAGUAGAAGAUCAGAUUUAUCUGGCUGAGGAUGAGAUGCUUGUUUUUGUUUUUGUUACAGCAAUGUAUUCCUGAUUAUCUCUCUAACGUAUCAUAAGGGUGCUUAAUUGUAAAUUGUUGAUUAAGUAGAAGAUCAGAUUUAUCUGGCUGAUGAUGA